CCUCAUUUCUAGCUGUUGCUUCUUGUAGCCUCCAUCCUUUUGAAACAACUGUAAAUAUAUCAUAAAUUGUCAUGAGUGUAUGAUUUUUUAACCGUGUGCUCGGAAUUUAAUUUGAAGCAUCGACAUGGUUUCUUGUAGCUACAAUAUUUAAACCAAUUCAGUUAGCAGUUCUCCUCGGUUCAGAUUUUCCGUAACAGUCAGGUGGCUUUAGCUACACGUUCAACAAACAAACCUCACCACAUAUGUGAUGGCGAGUGUGACCCUUCAGAGCGGUGGCCUGCGGGGCUUGGCCGAGGGUGACCUCCUGGACCCCGAGUUCCAGCAGCGGCUUGAGGACGCGCGCGCCGUACUCCGCCAGGAGAUCCAGCGCGAGCUGAAGAUCAAGGAGGCGGCGGAGCGCCUGCGGCGCGCCGUCACCAACCGGAAGAGCGCCGCCGACGUGGAGGGUCAGUUGCGCGCCUCCAGCCGCAAGCUGGAGCAGCUCCACUGGGAGCUGCAGGAGCUGAACGCACGCGCCAUGGCCACAGAGAGGGAGAGCGGACCGGCCGCUGCCUCGUCUCCGGACCCUUUCCACUGGGAGGACACCACAUCCCCGCUGUCCAGCCGUAUCCGCACCCUGAGGAAACAGCUCACCAUGGAGCUCAAAGUGAAGCAGGGGGCCGAGAACAUCAUCCAGACCUACGCCAGCCGCUCGGUGAAGGACAGGAAGAUGCUGUCCACAGCCCAGCAGAUGCUUCAGGACAGCCGGACCAAGAUUGAGCUGCUGCGCAUGCAGAUCGUGAAAGUGACCCAGGCCAGGGAGGGCGAGCGGGAGGCCACGGCCCCGGACGGCCGACCCUCCGAGACCAUCAGUCCCCUGGAGCUCAGGCUGGAGGAGUUGCGGCACCACCUGCGGAUCGAGGCCGCCGUGGCAGAAGGGGCGAAGAACGUGGUGAAGCAGCUCGGAGGGCGCAGGGUGCAGGACCGCCGGGCGCUGGCAGAGGCCCAAGCCCGUUUGCAGGAGUCCUCUCAGAAGUUGGAUCUCCUGCGUCUGUCCCUGGAGCGACGGCUCGCAGAACUCCCCCAGGACCACCCCAAACGCGCCGCCAUCAAGGAGGAGCUGACGGUGGGCGCCUCGCCCAGUGCCCAGGGCCUACAGAGGGAGCGCCGCCCUUCCUCACCCUCAGCUUCCACAUGCUCGCUCUUCAAACCAGCCAGUCUCACGGGUCACCUGGAGGUCAGGCUCAUGGGCUGCCAGGAUCUGCUGGAGGCGGUGCCGGGCCGCUGCCGCGUGUCCUGCCCCUCCUCCACACCCGGCAGCCCCUCCGAGGCCAAGUCCCUGAGGAUGAGGACCGGCCUGUCCACACGCAGCGCCAACGGCAAGACAGCCAAGGGCGACGAGCUCUCCGCGGAGAUCAGCGCAGUGCUGAAGGUGGAUAACCGCAUGGUGGGCCGCACACACUGGCGGACCGUGGGCAAGGAGGCCUGGGAUCAGAGCUUCACCAUCGAGCUGGAGCGGUCUCGCGAGCUGGAGAUCGGCGUGUACUGGCGGGACUGGAGGGCCCUGUGCGCCGUCAAGUUCCUGCGCCUGGAGGACUUCCUGGAUAACCAGCGGCACGGCAUGUGCCUCUACCUGGAGCCGCAAGGCACGCUCUUCACUGAGGUCAGGUUCAUCAAUCCUGUUAUUGAGCGGCAUCCAAAACUACAGCGGCAGAAGCGUAUAUUUCCCAAAGAGAAAGGUAAAAACUUCCUGCGGGCGGCGCAGAUGAACAUGAACUUCGCCACAUGGGGGCGCCUGAUGAUGAGUGUGUUGCCGCCGUGCAGCAGCACCCUAACGGCCAUGAGCCCACCGCUGGCCGCCCCCGACAUGCCCGCCCCCAGGCCGGACCUUACCCCCCCGCCGUCUGCGGAGAAGACCCCCACCUCCCCGAUCCCUCCCCCCAGAGACACCGCGGUGGUCAAGCUGAACUUCAGCGAGGAGCGACCUCCCAAGCCCCCGCGCCUCUACCUGAGCCCGUCGGCAGAGAGCCCAGGCCACAAGCACUCCAAAGGAAACUCUUCUGAAGCACCCAGAGACCAGGAUCUGCGGCCCACUCGGAAGAGGAAAGAGGACUUGCAGAUGGAUGAUUUUCGCUGCAUCUCUGUCCUUGGCCGAGGUCACUUUGGAAAGGUGCUGCUGGCUGAGUACAAGCACACGGGGAAGCUGUACGCCAUCAAAGCCCUGAAGAAAGGCGACGUGGUGACGCGCGAUGAAGUAGACAGCCUGAUAUGUGAGAAGAGGAUCUUUGAAACCAUCAACGCUUCUAGUCAUCCGUUCCUGGUGAACCUGCACGGCUGUUUCCAGACGUGCGACCAUGUGUGCUUUGUUAUGGAGUACUCGCCCGGGGGAGACCUGAUGACCCACAUACACACCAGUAUCUUUACUGAGCGACAGACCCGGUUUUAUGCUGCCUGUGUACUUCUGGGACUUGAGUUUCUGCAUCAGAACAAAAUUGUUUACCGGGACCUGAAACUGGACAAUCUAUUGAUGGAUGCUGAUGGUUUUGUGAGGAUAGCAGAUUUUGGACUUUGCAAAGAGGGUAUGGGGCACGGAGACCGCACAUCCACGUUCUGUGGAACCCCAGAGUUCCUGGCCCCUGAGGUUCUGACGGACAGCACCUACACCCGCGCCGUGGACUGGUGGGGCCUCGGCGUGCUCAUCUACGAGAUGCUGGUGGGAGAGUCUCCGUUCCCAGGCGAUGACGAAGAGGAGGUCUUUGACAGCAUAGUCAAUGAUGAAGUGCGCUACCCUAGGUUUCUCUCUCCAGAGUCGGCCUCUAUAAUGCAGAAGCUGUUGCAGAAAAACCCAGAGAAAAGGCUGGGCGCGGGAGAGCAGGACGCCAACGAAGUGAAGACGCACAGGUUCUUCCAGGGGCUGGACUGGGAGGCGCUGUUGGCCAAGCGCCUCAGGCCUCCGUUCCUGCCCAGCAUCAAGGCCCCGGCGGACGUCAGCAACUUCGACGAGGAGUUCACGCGCCUCAGACCCGUGCUCACCCCGCCGCACACGCCCUUCUUCCUCACCGCGGCGCAGCAGGAGAUCUUCGCUGACUUUGACUUCUCCUCGCUAAGUUGAGCUUCCCGAGACUCGAAAGGGAGGGCCUUGUGACAGAGCGAGGCUUUGUCCCCAUGCUGCCUGCUCGCGCUCUCUUUCUCUUUUUUUUAAAUUUUUUUUUCUUUCUCAGUGUCUCUACCUCCGUUUUAUCUACCUAUGCAGUGGAGCCAAGUGAAGCUGGCUCACUGUAACCCUUUAAAUCCGCUGCGUGCUUUCAUGCGACUGGCUGCGGAGGUGUGCUUGGAGCUACCAGUGAGUUCUUCCAACACCAGUCCCAGCCUGCUCCCAGCAGGGGAAUAAAUUUGAGCGGUGCUGCUCUGACUCUUUACCCCCCCCCCCCCCCCCCCCCC
Messenger RNA from Electrophorus electricus (electric eel), 3420 nucleotides. It is a transcript of the gene pkn3, whose product is annotated as protein kinase N3. The record is from RefSeq and is a predicted model, not a curated record. Gene Ontology annotation, biological process: peptidyl-serine phosphorylation; intracellular signal transduction. Gene Ontology annotation, molecular function: small GTPase binding; ATP binding; protein serine/threonine kinase activity. Lineage: Eukaryota; Metazoa; Chordata; Actinopteri; Gymnotiformes; Gymnotidae.